Molecule: messenger RNA, 3078 nt
Organism: Acanthaster planci (crown-of-thorns starfish)
Lineage: Eukaryota; Metazoa; Echinodermata; Asteroidea; Valvatida; Acanthasteridae
Product: armadillo repeat-containing protein 10-like
Cellular component (GO): mitochondrion
Molecular function (GO): protein binding
Source: RefSeq, a predicted model, not a curated record
AGAUGGCUGCGCCUAUGAGUUUUCUACCGCGAGUAAUAAUCGGGGCAACAACUUUCGCUGUUGUGGUUGCUGGGACUUUUUAUCUGUAUUAUAGAUCUAGACACAUUUUCAGGAGGAAACCGUCGAAAGCACUGUCUCCAGAUAAACCUACUUCAAGUCAAUAUCUUGACAGCACAACAGAGGAAGCUGACUACCAGAGGGAGGUAUUCCAGGCGUUAGCGAGCUACCAUGCCGAGAGACAUGAGAGAGAUAACUCAAUAAUCAGCUUGAUCCUGUUGCUUGAGUCAGAUGAUGAGAGCCAACUGUGCAAAGUGCUGACAACUGUCGCCAACAAAGCAGCAUUCACCGAAGAGCAGAAUGCAGUGCGAUUUGCCGGUGGACUGCCAGUCAUAAUGAGACUGCUGGAGAGAGACUCUGACCGUGUGAGAACCUGUGCUGCCACCUGCAUUGCCAACCUCGCUCUUAAUAACCACAAUCAGCCUGUACUCAAGUGUUGUAUUCCAACACUCCUUGCCCUAAGCACUGACCCUCUUCACACCAAGGGCCUCCGGCUGGCCAGCAUCCAAGCCCUGGUCAACUUGUCGGUCAGUGGUCAGUGUGGGGAGCUCUUCAGCUACCCGGGAGCCCUGCACAGCCUCUUUGCACUCAUUGGGGACGGUUCAACGUCCCUUGGCCAGCAGGCCCUGCGAGUGCUGGUCAACUUGUCGGCUGAUGAAACAGUGGUGCCAACAUUGCUUGGCUUCCAGGUUCCUGGUGAUUUUACAACUCAGUUGGAGCCACAUCACACCCCGGAAUCUCUCCUCAGAAUGCUGUCCUUUCUCAUCAACCUGAGAAGUUCGCCUCUCGCAUCAGUCGGGGGGAAUUCCCAGGUAACGAAUGCCUCCCGAGGGUCCAGCUUCCGUGACCUUCUCAUCGGGGGCGCGGACGAGCUGAAGGUUGCAGUGGAGACGCUGGUGCACCAUGGCAACACCAACGUGGAACAGCAGGCCAGGAGGCUUCUGGCGAUGCUCUCGGCAUUUUGAGGCGCAGCAAGGUGGAAGCCGACGUGCUCCCUGACUCUUGGUUUGUGGUGCAACUUGCUCCUCCUUCAAACAAUUUUUUAAUGAAAUGAAUUGUAGCUUGUAAUUGGGGGACGUCUUCAUACCCUGGGUGAGUUCUUCCGACAGAAUUAAUGGUGAUCAAUAAUUUCUUGUAAUUCUUGUCAAUUUGUUGGAGUUUGUCAAAAUGUAUGGAAAUCUGCAUUACUAGAAGCGGUCGAUUCCUUUUAUCUUACACUAUCACACGAGUGAGUGUACCCAAAUAUCAUUAUGUUAUCAACUAUUACGUGUAUUCCUAAUUUAGAAUCUUUCAUAACCACCAAUCAUAGGCCAUUGACUUUCGUUAGCAUUUCCAUUCCCAAGUCAUUCUGGGGAGAUGUUUUGUGGUUGUUACAUUUUAUAAGAAUAACAAUCACAUUAGGUAAGAUUGCAGUAACUCGAGGUUUUACCCCUAGGUAUCCCAAAACAACCUCUUUGAGGUAAACCUUGAGUCACCACGUGUUUCGUUUUGCAUUCUCCCCUUUAUUGAAUGGGAUCUAAUGAACUGAACUAAUUUUUGAGGAUAUAUUUUAAAAAGGGGUAGCCUUGGUUACGCUGGGUGCAAAAGACUGUGGUUUGACAGUUAACGACACAAAGCUUGCUUUUAUUUAGACCAAGUUUGAAUCUAUCUCAAUGAAGAACUAUUGUAUAUGUAGACUUUGGGAAAACUCACAAAAUUAAGUGGAUUCAGGCUCAAGUAAGAUGUUUUCAUGACGUUCAUUUAUUCACAAAACAGCAGUCACUGCAUUUCAUCUAGAAAGGUAUAUAAAUAAAUCAAGUCAUUUUCUGCUCUAUAUACAGCACGUACAUCAUUCCACUUUCAAGAACUCUUUACAAAUAGCCUGUAUUAUGUACAAAAUUAUAACACAGCUUUUAUCUUACAGUUUUUAUGAACAGUUUAAAAGAAAUUUAUUCAGAAGUGCUUAUUUAAAUCAUGAGUAUGUAUACAUUUUAUAAUUUUUCUAUUAAUGCAAUUGAUGCCUGAAACUUGGGCACCCGUGAAAAUGCUUUGCAAAUCUUAAAGCAAUCUUUCCAAGUUGCUUAGCAGCGUUUUGCACAGAUUUGCUUGGUAUGCAAGUUUUUCCGUGUUUCUGGCCAAAUAGGUCACUGAUAUAUAUUAACAUUCCUGGCGCUGGCACUCUGCUGAAAUCUGCUUAAUAACUUUUAGUUAUGCGUGACAUUUGAUGGAAGUGCCACUUGCUGAGCCUCAGCGUUCGCCGCCUGCAGCUGUCCUGAUUUAAGAGGGCAUCCUUUAUAUAUAGCCACUGGCUUUGCAUUCAGAUUAGCACACGCAACGCUGACAUUAUGGAGCAAGUAACAAGCACUGUUUGUACUACCUUAGUUGUAUUUAGUGUACAUUUGCCAUUCUCAACAUGAGGCUAACGCAUUGAAUUUUACUGCACAAUAGAUUGUGUAUGGUAAUUUAUAAUUAGGAGGGGAUGCCACAUGACGAGUCAUUAAUUCAUACAGCCCUCUAGUUUUUUUCUUUCAGGUGGAAACUAGCUUUUUUGCAGCAGAACUGCUGCUAUUGUGCUGUACUUUUGCAAGCCACAUGACACUGUACAUAAUAUAGUCCUGUUUAGUUUGCUGUAUAUAGAAAUAUCUUUUUAAGUGGUUAUGUCAAAGGGUAUUUGGAUGAUUUGCGUAGUGCUUUUUCUUGAUGUCUUGUUUUGGUGGUGGUGUAGAGUUUUGUGUAAGGAUAAUGGAAGGGAUUGUGAUGCGGAAAAUACUCAAGAGGGGUUUGGGUAAAGUCUCACGAUAUGAGAUCAGUUGCUUCGAAUUUACUACUGCAUAUUGGAGCUUACACAGAGUUUGAAAAGAUUAAAAUACAACGUAAAUGCUGCAAUAGAAAUAGAGUUACUUCUUAUGCGCAACAGGUGUUUGGGUAGAAUUUCUCAAUAAUACAAGAUCACCACUUUAGACUCACUACUGCAAAUUGGGCCAUUUUUUGAAAAUUGUGAAGUAUGAUUAGUGCGCUGCAAUGAAAUAAGAAGUGUAUAUG